Messenger RNA from Cucumis sativus (cucumber), 1727 nucleotides. RefSeq names its product anthocyanidin 3-O-glucosyltransferase 2. The transcript has a single exon. NCBI's taxonomy places the organism in Eukaryota, Viridiplantae, Streptophyta, Magnoliopsida, Cucurbitales, Cucurbitaceae. The coding region runs from base 90 to 1559 and encodes 489 amino acids. Gene Ontology annotation, molecular function: UDP-glycosyltransferase activity. The record is from RefSeq and is a predicted model, not a curated record.
GUUAUAUAUGUGGUUAACCAACUCCAAUCCAAAAGAUAAGACAGGCUUGAAGAUCCAAAAGAUAAGACGCUAAUUAUCUUUUGAAUCAAAUGAACAAGUUUGAGUUAGUUUUCAUACCUGGGCCGGGGAUCGGCCAUCUUGCAUCCACGGUCGAGCUGGCAAAUGUUCUUGUUAGCCGAGAUGACCGUCUCUCUGUGACUGUGCUCGCCAUCAAGCUUCCCAAUGACAUCAAAACGACGACGGAACGUAUUCAGUCACUUUCAGCGUCUUUCGAGGGUAAAUCUAUACGCUUUAUUGUUCUUCCUGAACUUCCCUUCCCAAACCAAAGUAGUGAACCUCCCCCCCUUAUGCUGCAAGCAUUCCUUGAAAGCCACAAGCCCCAUGUGAGGGAAAUUGUGACCAACUUAAUUCAUGACUCGAACCGUCUUGUCGGAUUUGUCAUUGAUAUGUUUUGCACCAGUAUGAUAAAUGUGGCUAAUGAAUUUAAGGUUCCUUGUUAUUUGUUUUACACAUCCAAUGCUGGCUUUCUUGAUUUUAGCUUUCAUCUCCAAGAGCUUUACAAUCAAAACAAUAGCACAGCAGAACAGUUGCAAAAUUCAAAUGUUGAGUUAGCUCUGCCAAGUUUUAUCAAUCCAAUUCCUAAUAAAGCCAUCCCCCCCUUCUUAUUUGAUAAAGACAUGGCUGCUUGGUUUCAUGAUAAUACUAAAAGAUUUAGAUCAGAAGUCAAAGGUAUUUUGAUCAAUACAUUUGUAGAGAUGGAACCACAAAUAGUCAAAUGGAUGUCAAAUGGCUCUUCGAAAAUCCCAAAGGUGUAUACUGUUGGACCCAUUUUGCAGUUGAAGAGUAUUGGUGUUACACAAAGCAACAAUGCUCUAAAUGGUGCAGAUAUACUAAAGUGGCUAGAUGAUCAACCUCCAGCAUCAGUGGUUUUCCUAUGCUUUGGUAGCAAAGGAAGCUUUGACGAGGAUCAAGUGCUAGAGAUUGCUCGAGCACUGGAGCGAAGUGAGGUUCGCUUCUUAUGGUCCCUUCGACAGCCCCCACCAAAGGGUAAGUUUGAAGAGCCAAGCAACUAUGCUAACAUCAACGACGUCCUACCUGAGGGAUUUCUCAACCGAACAGCCGAUAUUGGAAGGGUCAUCGGGUGGGCACCACAAAUAGAAAUAUUGUCCCAUCCUGCCACUGGAGGAUUCAUAUCACAUUGUGGUUGGAAUUCAACGUUGGAGAGUGUAUGGCAUGGUGUACCAAUGGCAACAUGGCCAUUGUAUGCCGAACAACAAUUUAACGCAUUUGAAAUGGUGGUGGAAUUAGGAUUGGCAGUGGAGCUCACAUUAGACUACGUGAAGGAUUUUCAUAUAGGAAGGUCGAGAAUAGUGAGUGCAGAAGAGAUAGAAAGCGGGAUCAGAAAAUUGAUGGGCGAUUCUGGUAAUGAGAUCAGGAAGAAAAUCAAAGUAAAAGGUGAAGAAAGUCGAAAAAGUAUGAUGGAAGGUGGAUCCUCCUUCAAUUCAUUACGUCAUUUCAUUGAUGAUGCUUUGACUAACUUACAAGAGGGCAACUACUAAUGCCAUUUUGGUUUCAUAUAAUUCAUGAAAAAAUGUCUGUAACAGUGAAGGAGAGAUUUUUGAAAUAAACAGAAUAUUUAGUGGUAAAGCUUUUCUUUUUGUUGGAAUAAACCCCAAGUUCUGUAUUUCUCAAAUUCUCAGUCUUAUCUCUCUCUGCUUACUUCUCUA